AUGGAUAUAAUGAAGAGCUAGGCUUGGCUUUCGAAUAUAGUGGCAACCAACAUUACCAAAUCGUCCCUUUUUUUCACCCGCAAGGGCAGAUGAAUCUAGAUGCACAAAUCUGGCGUGAUUGGGAAAAGAGAGCGUUAUGUUAUCGGGAAGGA
This is a messenger RNA of Funneliformis geosporum, 152 nucleotides long. Lineage: Eukaryota; Fungi; Glomeromycota; Glomeromycetes; Glomerales; Glomeraceae. The record is from the annotation of a GenBank genome assembly.